UUAUCAUGAUAUGACUAGAAAAAUUUUAAUUGGUUAAACAGUUUCCCAUGUUCAUGGUUAUUAAACAAACGUCUAAAAUACCGAAAGUGAAUAAUUAAAUUGAAAUAAUGUCGGAUAUUAUUAAAACAUUAGUGGAAAUGGGUUUUCCCGAAAACCGAGCGAAACAUGCUAUAUCCAAAAGUAAAGGAACGAAUGUUCAAGAAGUUAUGGAAUGGUUACUAGCCCAUGAGGAUGAAUUAGAUAACGCUGAAGUUGAGGAGGCUGAAAAAGUGGAAAAAGAUAAUGCUGAAAAUUCAACGAAAACGGAGGAGGAUGCACCAAAAUCGGAUGAUGCCGAAGCGGAAAGUGGAGUCGAAGCUAAAUCAUUAAAAUGUGAUGAAUGUGGUCGCUUAUUUAAAAAUCAGCUUGAAGUUGAAUUUCACGCUGCUAAAUCUGGCCAUAGCAGUUUUAGUGAAUCAACUGAAGAAAAGAAACCUUUGACUGAAGAAGAAAAGCAAGCACAGUUGCAAAAAGUUGAAAAUUUGAUGAAACUUAAGCGGCAAGAAAGAGAAGAACGAGAGAAAAGGGAAGCUUUAGAACGAGAAAGACUCCGAAUCCAAUCGGGUAAAGAUAUGUUAGAAGCUAAGCGAAAAGUUGAAGAAUUAGAAAUGCAAAAAUUAGUUGAACAACGAAGAAGAGAGAAACAAGAAGAUAAAUUAGCAAGGCAACGAGUGUUAGAUCAAAUAGAGCAAGAUAAAUUAGUUAGGAAAGCGAAAUUUGGUGGUAAUGCAUCCACUACUACUGCGGUUAGUCCCCCACCUCAAGCUCCAGUGUCAACACCGUCACUUCCAAAAUCCGCGUCUAAAGAAUAUACGCAUACCAAAUUACAAAUACGUCUCACAAAUGGCACAGCUUUAACACAAACUUUUGGUGCCAAGGAGCCUUUAUCAGCAGUUAGAUUGUAUGUUGAAAUUAAUCGAACCGACGAACCUGGACCAUUUUCACUUAUGACAAAUUUUCCAAAAAAGUUAUUUGGCCCUGAGGAUUAUGAUAAACCAUUAGAUAUGCUAGGUCUUACACCGUCUGCUGUGGUUAUUGUUUCAAAAUCAACAUUAUAAAUUUAUCAAUGAUUGAUGGUGUUUAUUUUAGAUACUGAAUUUUUUUAAAUAAGUUCUUAUUAUUGUGUUUAUUAAUAAACAAAUUAUUUUAUUUUUUAUCUUACGUAUUUUUUUUCUAAACGCGUAUUUUGCACAUGUUAAAAAGUCAAUUGAAAUUUGUAA
Messenger RNA from Chrysoperla carnea, 1259 nucleotides. Its product is annotated as UBX domain-containing protein 1. The record is from RefSeq and is a predicted model, not a curated record. Gene Ontology annotation, molecular function: protein binding. The transcript is spliced from 3 exons. NCBI's taxonomy places the organism in Eukaryota, Metazoa, Arthropoda, Insecta, Neuroptera, Chrysopidae. Bases 108 to 1097 code for a protein of 329 amino acids.